This is a messenger RNA of Schistosoma haematobium, 4953 nucleotides long. Its product is annotated as cysteine desulfurase. Gene Ontology annotation, molecular function: pyridoxal phosphate binding; cysteine desulfurase activity. Gene Ontology annotation, biological process: [2Fe-2S] cluster assembly. Gene Ontology annotation, cellular component: mitochondrion; nucleus; cytosol. NCBI's taxonomy places the organism in Eukaryota, Metazoa, Platyhelminthes, Trematoda, Strigeidida, Schistosomatidae. The record is from RefSeq and is a predicted model, not a curated record. The coding region runs from base 175 to 765 and encodes 196 amino acids. The transcript is spliced from 8 exons.
CUCAUACCAACUGGUCACAGGAGUCCAUUUAGUUAAAUUUUUGUUGUUGUCGCAAGAUGUCUGAAGAAUUCCCAUAGUGUGACUUAUUUUCAAGAGAUAGAGACUUACCUACACUUUUUAAAUGGACUAUCUUUAGAUUCUGAAGGUUAACCUAACGGUUCAAAGUGGUUCGUGAUGAUCGGGAGGUUGUGUGUGUUUUCUCGGUUGGCUUGUCGGAGAGCUGUUUAUAUAUUCCGAGAGUUUUGUGCUGAGGCAGAACUCUUGGUAGAAGAUGGGAGUAAAUCAAGAAGUUGUAAACCUAUACGCCCUUUAUAUUUUGAUUUUCAAGCGUCUACACAACUGGAUCCUCGCGUCUUAGAUGCCAUGUUGCCGUUUUAUAUCAGUCAUUUUGGUAACCCUCAUUCACGCACACAUGAGUAUGGUUGGUAUUGCGAAGAAGCCAUUGAGAAAGCUAGAGAGAACGUAGCCAAUCAGAUAGGUGCUGACCAUAAAGAAAUCAUUUUCACCAGUGGUGCGACAGAAAGUAACAACCUAGCUGUAAAAGGUGUUGCUAAGUUUUACCACCCAAAGAAGAAGCAUAUUAUAACUACACAAAUUGAGCAUAAAUGUGUCUUGGAUUCCUGUAGAGUUUUGGAAAACGACGGGUUUGAUGUUACGUAUUUACCUGUUCAGAAAAACGGAAUUCUAGAUUUGGAGGUACUAACAUUCUUUUUUAUGAUCUAUUAUAGGUUCUGGAACGGUCUAUUAAGCCCGAAACGAUUUUAGUCUCUGUCAUAGCUGUUAAUAAUGAGAUAGGUGUCCUUCAGCCCAUCGAAGAAAUCGGAAGACUAUGUCGAAGUAAAGGGGUUUUCUUCCAUACUGAUGCUGCACAAGCUUUCGGAAAAGUGCCAAUUGACGUCAAUGCUAUGAAUAUUGAUCUCAUGUCCAUUAGUGGUCACAAGAUAUAUGGUCCUCAGGGGAUUGGUGCUCUCUACGUACGUCGUCGACCCAGGGUUCGAUUAGAAGCUCAGCAAAAUGGAGGUGGACAGGAACGUGGGUUAAGAUCUGGUACUCUUCCUACGGCUUUAGUUGUUGGCUUAGGUGAAGCAAGCCGUUUGGCCAGCGAGGAAAUGAAAGUAAGUUUUCAAAAAGAUUACUAUUUACUUCUUGUCAUCUAAAAACAUGAAUAACUUAUCAUUAGUGUUAUUCAUUUUGUUUCUUUUAUUAGGCUGAGAUCUUGUUUUUCAAUAUCAGUUUUUCCAAUACCUUUUAAAGGUUUCUGUCACUCAGUUAAUUUAUCAUGAUUAACGUAAGUCACCCUAGUAUUGGUGAUACAAUUUCAUGUAAUUCUACCUAACACUAACACUGAGAUACUUUUGUAAAUGACUUUCGAAGUAUUAAUGAGAUUUUCAGACACCCCUCUUUAAGAUAGCUCCCAACCACGGCCGUGUCUAACUAUUCAAGACCAGUCAUGUCAUCCGGAAACAGUGAUUGUCAGCUUGAAAUAUCCAAAGUGGUUAAGGGUUUGAUGGAGUGUGAAAAGUGUUCAAUAAACCCACAACCUGAACAAAAACCAGUCCAUUUCCUGUGAAUCGGUUUUUGUUGCGUCCAGCACACUGGGAAGUGCAAUAAGAGACACAAUUUUGGACUCAUCUAUCAAAAAAAUUUUUACUUUAGUGUCUAUCACCUUUAUUUUCUAAGCUGUUUUUUUGGAAAUGUACACGAUAGUCGUCUCACUUCAGAAUAACCUAAUACAGUUUGCCAUAUCUUCUAAAUUAUCUGAAUGCUAUUUAAAUCAUAUGUUUUUGGGGGAUUUUAGUAGUUGAUGUUCCUUCCAAACUUUCGAUUCGUUAUAGAUAUCGAAAUUCACUAGAUAGUGAGUACAUGGAUAGAUUGAUCAAAAUUCGUCAUAACAUAGGACAGUUAAGAUGUCUUUUAAAUUGUUUCAUUUUGCUCUGUGUAGAUUUUCAAAGAAUGAUAGUUAGAGUGUUAUUAAUUUCGUAUUUUUCACUGACAUGAGUCUUUCCGCUAGUGGAUGAGAAUUGUGUUAUAUUCUUACAAUAAAUAGAUACCACUUUUUUUAACAUCAGUUUUUUUGGCCGUUGCGAAGUCUCCACCACUGUUUUUUAGGAGAAUUUAAGUGUUUGACUAUCGGAACUAAUGUGAAGCCGAAAGACAGCUUCUUGUGUUGUAUUGGGGCUCGUGCAUUCGGGCCAUCUAUUGUAGGAGCAGUUGUAUUCUAUUUAUUUAUAAUUUAUUUGAACACAUAAAUAUUGGUACAAGAAUGCGCCAAAUAUGUAUGCGCCACACAAAACAUUGUUUUGUGCAGUUGUAUUCUCUAGUCCGAUUAUUGAUUUAUUCACCUAGAUUGCCUUUAUAGGACUAAUUACUUGUUAGUCAUCGACACAAUGAUCUUUCUUCGACUAUUUCCUCAAUGACAGUGAGAUAACAACCGAGAUGAAUAAUUAACGCUUAUUGGUCUAGGAUACUGUUUUCUAUGCUCACUUACUCGAUAGCUAGAAUAGAACAAGGUAGAUAAAUCACUGUAGAGUUCGAUUCAUAGCUCAAAGUAGCGUGAUAGCAUGCAUUAAUUUUCACUGCAGAUCAGCAUAAAUAAGGAAGCACAAUAUGUGCAUAACUACCCCUUAAGUGCAAUGGAACUAAGUAUUAGGUCCAUAAUUAUUUCACCAUAAAUUUAGUAAGGUAAACAAAGGACUAUAACUGAUGUGGCACAUAAAAGCUUACAACCAGGAUAAUAUUAAGUACUAUCAUCCAAGCGUCUAAUAAUCAUGCAAUAGAAACAUAAACGAUAGUCCUUUAUAGGAGUCCCCAAAGUUCUACCUUCACAAUAUUCCCUUUAUUAUUAGCAGAAACAUGAAAUAUGUUCAUUACAUACUUGGUCGAAGCUAGAAUAGUGGAAUAUAUAUCCCAAAAGAGUCUUCAUCCCUGCUCGCAAUCUCACCAUCGAUAACUAAUUUCAGUAUUAUGACUUGAUCAGAAGUUGAUGCUUGCGCAUAUUAUAAUGUGCGCAACUCUGUUAACCAGCACAGUAUCAUAAAGUACGCAUUGGCAAUCCCAACGGACUGUCUUAUGUACAUUGUAAGCCUCAAGCUAGUACUACAAUAUUAUGUCUUUCCACUUAUUGUAUUUCAUAUCGUUCAUCCAGGUAAAUAACACUUAUUCUCGACUGGUCAUAAUAUGUAGUCCAGUUGACUUUGAGUCUUUCUAAAUUAUCACUAAUGCAGUAAUCUGACAUGUUUCUGGUCGUAAUUGGUUUCUUCUGUGCUGUAUAAGCUGUACAAUUAUGCAGUGUGGAUAGGUCAAUUUUAUUUUCUGUGUGAUAAUUCAUAUUAUUAUGGGUCGCAGAAAAUAUUAUGAUGUACUCAUUUGGUAUUUUUAUUUUUAUCCCAUGGGAUUGUAAGUGUAUAACUUUGUUUAGAGUCACAUGAACUCAUAGUAAUAAAACAUUAGGGAAACUUUAACGAUAAUAAUAUGAAAUUGUUUUUAGGAUUAAAAACGUUAAUAUUAAUUGCAUGCGAUAUAAGUAGCACUGUUCAUGUCAUGUGAAGAAUACUCUCUAUUGAAUGGACUUUGGAAUCUAAUAUUAGUUAAAUCUUUAGAUAACUUGUCCUACUCUGACUAAAAAAUGCUCUAUUUCCGAAAGAACAUUUACGAAUGUAUCAGAGCGACAUAUUAAUGUUCACUUUUGCUUAAUUUUACCCAUCUUCCACCUGAAUAAUUAGUUCAGUGGCAGAACUGGAUAAUUUCUACUUUUUCUCAAUAGUAUUUUCUUAUGUCUGAAAUGAACAAUGUAAGUAGACGAGGUUAUGUCAACUCAACUAUAUUAACAAACACAAUUUUAUGUACAGCUUAUCAGUUGUCUUUUGAAAACAUUUCCGUCCAUAGUAAUUAGCUAUUCAACUUUUUAUCUGUUUUUCACUUACUAACCUUUUUUGUACUGUGUUAUUAGUAACUAAAACCUGUCUUUUCGGAUAUCCAUCAUUUUUUCAAAACAUAAAUUCACUGAUACAAAGUUGUGCUUGCUUUUACAAAUCAAUACAGGAUGAUUAUGAACAUGUUUCCAUGUUAAGUAAACGUUUAAUCGAUGGUAUCACUUCCAAAAUUCAACAUGUUACCCUCAAUGGUGAUCCAAUUCAACGUUAUCCAGGGUGUGUAAACUUUAGUUUUGCUUGCGUAGAGGGUGAAAGCUUACUCAUGGCUUUAAAGAAUGUCGCUCUAUCAUCUGGCAGUGCAUGUACAUCCGCUUCACUAGAGCCAUCUUAUGUUUUAAGAGCAAUAGGGACUGAAGAGGAUUUAGCACAUUCUAGCAUUCGAUUUGGUAUCGGACGAUUCACCACUGAAGAGGAAGUUGAUUUUACAAUCGCUGAACUAAGUAAACAUGUUCAGCGGCUCCGUGAAAUGAGUCCUUUAUGGGAAAUGGUAUCAGAGGGAAUCGACAUAAAGUCGAUACAAUGGACACAACAUUGAUCAUUUGUUUCACUAUACUGGAAGUUUCAUUGUGGUUUUGUUCUUCAUCUUUAACACUAAAAUUUUCUAUAUUAAAAUUCUAACAAACAUUCAUUUAACAGUUGGAUCAUGAAACUUCAAGAGUUAUUUUUCUGUUUCUUUGAAUAUUUCAAAAUAAGUGAUAUUUUUUUCACAAUUUCACAUUGUAAAUCAGUUCUUAUUUUAGUUAAUUUCAAAGUAAUAUAUAUUUUAGUGUUGAAAGUACUUGAAUAGUCUAAUAAAAAGCCGAAAAUUAUCAAAACUAUGUCGUAUAUUAGCACAAUAAAUUUCGAAAAAUCUGAUCACACAUAUACUUGAUAAGGACGUAUAUAUAUAAGGUCGACUAGACAAAUGGAGGUUAAGUUUAAGGUGAGCACAAAUUGUUUUUGAAUUCAUAAAAGGGUUUCGAAUUUUCGGAUAGCCAAGGCUUUAAUAAAUCUUAGUAUACACCCUUUAACACUUUUGUAC